This is a messenger RNA of Lachancea nothofagi CBS 11611, 1431 nucleotides long. The record is from the annotation of a GenBank genome assembly. NCBI's taxonomy places the organism in Eukaryota, Fungi, Ascomycota, Saccharomycetes, Saccharomycetales, Saccharomycetaceae.
AUGAAUACGCCUCCCAUGAGCGCAGAGCAGCUCACGCCAAAAAUGUCGCCCAUAAUGAUGCAUUUGGAUGACAACUUGUCCUCCUCGCUAACGAACCCGUCGUUCAUGCAUCUCGACGAUAACAAAAAAGCCAGCUAUCCUGCUGCAUACCGGACUUCGCUUUCAAAGCUCACAGAGCGCAAGAGCCGAGGCCGGACCGCAGAUCCCAAGACUCCAAACAAAAUUCUACGUUCAAACUCCCCAAUACGUGCCAUGCUUAAUAACGCGCCCAAGAUGCUUAAACCGGAGUACAUGAGCGUAUCGAGACUUUUAAAUAACACGAGAGGCGUCCCAGUAGCACCGGCAACAACGCCCUCGAUGAUUCUCACAUCUUCUAAACUCAUUUUCAAAAAUGUAUCGCAGCAACCGCAUCAGCAAUCAAACAAGGAACAGGAACAGCCUCCAGUACACUUCAACGAAAAACCAGAACCUGUAUCACAACCGAAAGCACAUAACAAGCAUUCAAAAGGGCUAUCAAAUACAAGCACCGUAAUAAACGGUGCCACUGCAUGCGAAAGUCAGGUUAUAUGUGCUCCACAAUCCAAGCCUGAAACGAUACCGGAGGUCAAACUGGCUGAGCCUAGAGUCAAGACUCCAGGAUAUAGGUUUCCCUCUGCCACUUCGACUGCUUCAUCGGGUUCUACCCUAGAUUUCAAAGAGUUUCCAGAGAGCUUAAACUUCGAAGUUGCGGCAAUAGACAAAGAUGAAUUUGUUCUGGCAACACAGAGUAAAAGAAGUUCUUAUAUGUCUAGCGUAGGAUCCACGAAUGACGAUGAUCUGAACGGAUGGUUUGCGCAGUCUACGGACGAGAGACAAGUUGCGACGUUAAAUAUAAGCGAUGCUCAAAAUAACCGACAACACGUUGACACAUUAAGAGAGAGAACGUUUCAAACGGAGCAUUUCUCUUUGCGAGCUAAACAACUCGAGCUACAAAUUGCGGAAUUGCGGUUACAGAAUGAACAACUUAGACACACAAUGACUGCACAUCGGACGGUGCAGGAUAAAUGUAUGUUUGAUGCAUUGCAUGACGUACAACGGGAAAAGGAGAAUGCUUAUAGAGAUAUGGAUCGCAAGACAAAACAACUGGAAAAACAAAUAGACAAUUACAGACGGGUUAUCAAGAAAUUAACCGCACCUACGAAAGUUGUUCCAACCACGUCUAAACCAAGAAUUCCAUUGGUAGACGCGCUAACGUUGAACGAAUUAUCAGAGGCAAACUCUAGCAGCGGUGACGACACCGAGAACGAAGACCACGAUAAUAUCAACGAGAACAUACUCGACAAGACUACAACCAUUACGAACUUCAAUAAUGACGAACAUAGUCGGCAAAUGUCAGAAUCUCCGCGCAAAAGGCCCGCAGGGAUAAGGCUCGGGUUGACGUUCGAGAAAUGA